Molecule: messenger RNA, 910 nt
Organism: Saccostrea cuccullata (small rock oyster)
Lineage: Eukaryota; Metazoa; Mollusca; Bivalvia; Ostreida; Ostreidae
Exons: 7
Molecular function (GO): scavenger receptor activity
Source: RefSeq, a predicted model, not a curated record
UUGCUCUGGUUUUAUAUGGGAUCAUGGACGUGAUAGCUGUAUACCGUGUAUGAGUGGAUAUUUUGGAAGAAAUUGUACUUCGAGAUGCUCUUAUCCAAAAUUUGGGAAAAAAUGUCGACAAAUUUGCAAUUGUUCUCAAAGUGAUUGCAAUCCUGAACAUGGCUGUAGAAUGUUAUCUGAGGAUUGCGACCUUGGAUUCACUGGUUCCUAUUGUGAACUUCCAUGUCGCUAUCCUUCAUAUGGAUAUUUAUGUCAGGAAUUCUGCACUUGUGAAGAAAAAUUUUGCAAUUCUUCAACGGGAUGUGAAGUUGGAUCGCCAAAAUUUGAACCAGCCUCCCAAUUAGCAACCAAGAUAUCAACGAAUACAAUCUUGUCUUCAACUACAAUUGUCGACGUCGUAGAAGAAAAUCGACAUGGGUGUCAAAAUAGCACUAAUAUCCAUUAUUGGAACACAAAUAAGAAAAGAAACUUACUGGUUUUUGGAAUAACAUUUUUCAUGUCUUUGUCAAUUUUGAUGAUGCUAAGUUCAGAGUACGGUGCAAUUGAAUACGCCAUCUUUCAUGCUUCAUAUGCAGUAGAGUGUGGAAUAGCAGAAUGUGUAACAGGCCGAGACAAUGAUGUGAACUUAGCUUGCACGAAAAAUCAGACAAAUCCAUGGCUGAAAGUCAGUCUUAGCAAAACAAGCACCAUGGAAAGAGUUUUGAUUUACAAUCGACAAGACUGCUGUGGGGAACGACUACAUGAGGUUCGAGUAGAUGUCAUAGACAAUGGACGUAAUGUUUCGUGUGGUUUUUACCAGGGACCGGCCGCCAAUGGAGACCGUAUCCUGGUUCUGUGUGAGAGGGAAACCAGAGGGAAUGAAGUUAUUAUUUCUAUUUUAUCAAAAGACGGACCAACUGAUUUCCUUAGU